Molecule: messenger RNA, 1080 nt
Organism: Striga hermonthica
Lineage: Eukaryota; Viridiplantae; Streptophyta; Magnoliopsida; Lamiales; Orobanchaceae
Source: the annotation of a GenBank genome assembly
AUGGCUGAUCAGAGAAAACCCUUUUUCAGUGCAAAAGACGCUGAUGACUUGGGCUCCCAGAAUUCCGUUAAAAUAGAGAAAAAGCUGUUGGUGGAUGUUAACCAGCUCGCCGUCGGGCCAAUGAUCAGUGAAGGGACCUACUCCAUUGUCUACGAAGGACUAUACAAAUCCAUACCUGUGGCUAUAAAGGUGAUACAAUCAGACAUGUCAGCAGAUGUGAGCCAAGAACUCCAAGAAAAAUUUAGCAGGGAGGUUUCGAUGCUUUCUCGAGUAAAUCACGAGAAUAUUGUCAAGUUCAUUGGCGUCAGCGUAGACCCGACAUUGAUGAUCAUUACAGAGCUUAUGAAUGGUAGCACGCUACAGAAGUUCUUGUGGAGCACCCGUCCAAAUUGCCUGGACCUCAAGCUUUCCAUGUCCUUUGCGCUGCAGAUUUCUCAAGCAAUGGAGUACCUUCACCGAAACAGAAUUAUCCACCGUGAUUUAAAACCGAGCAACUUACUUCUUACAGAAGAUAAAAAGAAACUAAAAUUGGCCGACUUCGGUUUGGCUAGAGAAGAAUCUGAUGAUGAGAUGUCAACAGAGGCAGGGACUUACCGUUGGAUGGCGCCUGAGUUGUUCAAUGUAGAACCUCUUUGUUUGGGAGUAAAGAAACAUUAUGAUCACAAAGUAGAUGUGUAUAGUUUCUCUAUGGUUCUCUGGGAGCUGAUCACUAACCAAACCCCCUUUAAGGGCAGCAACAACAUAAUGGUGGCAUAUGCUGCAGCCAUGAACCGAAGGCCGAGCACGGAUAACAUCCCCCCACAGAUUGCACCCCUUUUGCAGUCCUGCUGGGCCGAAAAUCCCCAAGACCGGCCUGAAUUCCACCAGAUUUCCAAGUUCCUCGAGGAUUUCCUGCUCGGUAAAUGCGAACGGGCGAGUGAAUCACCUGGAGGACAACCGAGCUUGUUGGAGACGGAAUAUUCCAGAAGCAAACAAGAGAAUGAGGCUACAGAUUGCUUGAUGAGUAGAGUCAAGCAGACUAAGAAGCAACCUAAAAGCCUAUGGCUGAGGUUCUCCGGUCGUUUUAGACAUUGCCUUUAG